CUGAGAACUGGAGGGCAGAGCAACUCACACAGCAGACUCCUGCCUGCCUGCUUCUCAGCGCCCUGCCCACCCCUCCUGAUCCCUGGCCGCCAGCUGGCUCCCAUGAAACCACCGAAGGCAUCCCAGCAUUUUAGAAGCAUUCGGAGAAACGCCAACCAACACUACUUCUAUCAGGAGUCCCUGCUGCUCAGCAACUUGGAGGACAGCUUUACUGCUGAUGAAACGGGGGACAGCCAUGAUCCAGAACAAAUCUUCCAGAACAUACAGUUCCAGAAAGAUCUCAUGGCAAACAUUCGCUGUCGACCCUGGACCAUGGGGCAGAAGCUGAGGGCGCUGAGGCGAGCGAAGGACAUUGUGCUGAAGUUUGAAGGGCGGUUGACCAGGACUCGAGGCUACCAAGCGGCCGGUGCAGAGCUGUGGCGGAAGUUUGCUCGUCUGGCCUGUAACUUUGUGGUCAUCUUCAUUCCCUGGGAAAUGAGGAUAAAGAGAAUUGAAAGUCAUUUUGGAUCUGGUGUUGCCUCUUAUUUCAUAUUCUUGAGAUGGUUAUUUGGAAUCAAUAUUGUGCUCAUGAUUAUGACAGGUGCUUUUAUUGUUCUUCCAGAGCUCAUUGCAGGCCAACCAUUUGGAAGCACAGCCAGCAAGACCAUCCCCAAGGAGCAUAUUGCAUCUGCCCAAGAUCUGGACACCGUUUGGUCUCUGGGGGGUUACCUCCAGUACUCAGUCCUCUUCUAUGGCUACUACGGCAGGGAGAGACGGAUCGGGAGAGCUGGGUACCGGCUGCCCUUGGCCUAUUUCCUGGUGGGGAUGGCGGUGUUUGCUUACAGCUUUAUCAUCCUCUUAAAAAAGAUGGCUAAGAACUCCCGCACAAGCCUCGCCAGCGCUUCCAGUGAAAACUAUACAUUCUGCUGGCGGGUGUUCUGCGCUUGGGAUUACCUCAUCGGCAACCCAGAGGCGGCCGAGAGCAAAACCGCAGCCAUCGUGAACAGCAUCAGGGAGGCUAUACUGGAAGAACAGGAAAAGAAGAAAAGCAAAAACCUGGCAGUGACCAUCUGCCUGCGGGUUGUGGCCAACAUCCUGGUGCUUGUCUCACUUGCUGGGAGCAUCUAUCUCAUCUACUUCGUGGUGGACCGGUCCCAGAAGCUGGCGCAGUCCAAGAAGGAGCUGACACUCUGGGAGAAGAAUGAGGUGAGUGUGGUGGUCUCCCUCGUCACCAUGCUGGCACCAUCGGCCUUCGACCUUAUCGCCGCCUUGGAGAUGUACCACCCACGAACCACACUGCGCUUCCAGCUGGCAAGGGUCCUUGUACUCUAUCUGGGGAACCUCUACAGUCUGAUCAUCGCCCUCCUGGACAAAGUUAACAGCAUGAGCAUUGAGGAAGCCACUCCCCAAAAUAGCACAAGUCACUGGAUAGAUUCUACCUUUGCCACCAGGGCAGCCCCCGGAGAAGAGAGAUGGUCCACACUUGGGCCUGGAAUAGGGCUCAGGAGAAACAGCACAUGGGCCUUGGAAGAGGCCAACAUUCCAACUUACAUCUCACCUCUCUCAGGAGCCAACAAGACCACAGUCUCCACCCGGAGUCCACAAGACCAAUGCUGGGAGACCUACGUUGGACAGGAGAUGCUGAAGCUGUCCAUCAUCGACAUGCUCUUCACCGUGGCCAGCAUUCUGCUCAUAGACUUCUUCCGAGGACUUUUCGUUCGGUACUUAAGUGACUACUGGUGCUGGGACCUGGAAAGCAAGUUUCCAGAAUACGGGGAAUUCAAAAUUGCAGAGAACGUGUUACAUUUAGUCUACAACCAAGGAAUGAUUUGGAUGGGAGCCUUCUUCUCCCCAUGUCUCCCUGCCUUCAACGUCCUCAAGCUCAUUGGGCUCAUGUACCUGCGCAGCUGGGCUGUGCUGACCUGCAAUGCGCCGCACCAGCAAGUCUUCCGGGCCUCCAGAUCCAACAAUUUCUACUUGGCAAUGCUCCUGUUUAUGCUCUUUCUAUGCAUGCUGCCAACCAUUUUUGCUAUUGUCCGGUACAAACCAUCUCUAAAUUGUGGACCAUUCAGUGGACAAGAGAAAAUGUAUGACAUCGUGUCAGAAACCAUUGAGAAGGACUUUCCCGCGUGGUUUGGCUCUGUGAUUGGGUACAUCAGUAGCCCUGUGGUCAUCCUGCCAGCCGUACUGCUACUUUUCAUGCUCAUCUAUUACCUGCAGAGCAUCGCAAGAUCCUUAAAACUCAGCAACCACCAGCUCAGAAUGCAGAUCCAAAAUGCAAGAUCUGAAGAUAGGAAAAAGGUUGCGCAAAUGGUAGAAGCCCGCAUCCAAACCCAGGACGAAACCACCAAGAGGUUUCCCAAGGACAGUGAUCUCGGCAGCCAGUUGUCCUCGGCUCACUCGGCGACACCCCAGAACAACGGCACUGUGGUCAAUUUUGACUCAUCGAGCAGCAGGAGUAGUAGGGUGGAGACCGUUGCCCAGCCCACGACCCCAAGCCCCCAGCCAGGGCCUGGCAGCCCCAGCUCCCCUCUUCCUGGCUUCUCCAGGUCUAGGCACUAUUCUACCAGGUAUCCAUGUGGCCCAUGUAUGAGCACAAGUGACCUUCAUAGGAGCAGAUCCUGCACACCUGGGAUGUUUACAAAGCACAUUGAAGACGUUCACUCAGAACCUCUUUUCCGAAAAGAUCUUCAGCCAAUCAACCAUGGGUCAGUGGUCUCAGCCUUGGUGCCACAUAGUCCUCGGUCCCAUGCCCCCAGAUACUAUCUCAUUAAUGAACGUGACUCUCAGCAAAAGAAACAUUCAACUUUCUGGCCAGAAAGACAUUUCAAGAUAGACACCUCCAGGGACACUGCGGACAUGUACCCCAGGAACAUGAGACGGUGUGAACCCUUGGCCUCUCCACAGCUCAGUGAAGAAGAGGAGGAGGUUCCGAGGAGACAGGUGAGCAGACAGGCCUUCCACCCGCGCUCCUUGACCGACCUCCACGGGGUGCAUCAUUUUUAUGUUGGCGAAAGUUCAGGAAGUCAGGCCCUGACUCCUGAGCUCCAGAGACCAACACAUUACACAUCUUGGAAUGAUGGCUUUGGGGGUCAACUUGACAGGCCAAUGUACAUGCACAAAAAAGCACGCUCCCAGAAUUUCCAAUACCCCCAGCACCCUCUGAAGCCCAGGGCUAAGGCCAAGUUUGAACCAUCCAUCACAGAAUCUGACUUCAUGUCCGCGGCAUCCAGCAGGGACCAGCAGAACAGUGGCACCAACCAGUACUUCCAGGUCACCCACAGCCAGCCCAAGUGGCCAAGGUCUGCGGGCCAGUUUGGCCGGAGGAAGGCAAUAUCGAGGCAGGAGUUGACUGCAGGUCUAAAUGACCUGAUUUGUUCAAAUGUCUAGGGCUUUCUUCUGGCAUCCUGUUCCUAGAAAUCACUCCUACUGGUGGAGUGUGGUGUGGUUGACAAUGCAUGGUCCCUCCCCUUCUGGGAAGACAGACAAACACACCCAGCGGAUGUGAUCAGUGGGGCAUAUUCAGGCACGUCGUCUGCUGGUUGUGGCCCAGAGACCCACAGGGCCAUGACUCCCUAAUCUACAGCAACUGAACACAAGUGGGCUGUGUCCGGGGGUCUCUGGGUCCAGACACUUUAGGAGAUUGUUUCAAAAAAAUCAACCUUUGACCUCCAUUCAGUGUGAUGCCAGAUCAUAAGCAAGCCAGGCAGCUCACCUAAUUGCAAAACCCUUACGUGACAUGUCUACCCUUGUCCUGAAUCUUAGGAGUGACCUGUUUGUGUUAUAAUGUUCUCUUGCAGCAUACAUAUCUCAGUCCUCCCUGAUAAGCACCCCAAAAUGAGUUGGCUGCCCUUAAAGAUUUCACAGUGCUUAAUUACUUCACAUUAAUGAUCAGUUUGAUAGUAACCAGAGUAGUUAAAAUUUAUUAAGAAUGUAAGAUGUUGAAGCUGAAACUCCAAUAUUUUGGCCACCUGAUGUGAAGAGCUGACUCAUUUGAAAAGACCCUGAUGCUGGGAAAGAUUGAAGGCGGGAGGAGAAGGGGACAACAGAGGAUGAGAUGGUUGGAUGGCAUCACUGACUCAAUGGACAUGAGUUUGAGUCGACUCCGGGAGUUGGUGAUGGACAGGGAGGCCUGGCAUGCUGCAGUCCAUGGGGUCGCAAAGAGUUGGACACGACUGAGUGACUGAACUGAACUGAACUGAAGAAUGUACCAUACUGUUUACCCAACUAUGUAUCUGUCUUAGGGCUUCCCCCAUGGCUCAGUGGGUAAAGAAUCGGCCUGCAAUGCUGGAGACAGGAGACACAGGUUGGAACCCUGGGUCCAGCAAGAUCCCCUGGAGGAAGAAAUGGCAACCCUCUCCAGUGUUCUUGCCUGAAAAAUCCCAUGGACAGAGGAACCUGGUGGGCUACAGUCCAUGGGGUUGCAAAGAGUCAGACAUAACUAAGUGAUGAAGCACACACAUAUAUCUGUAUUAAUUAGUCAGGACCCUUGGGUUGGAGGUAACAAAAUCCCCAAGGUUUAUUGGUUCCUUUAACUAGGAGGGAUGAGAAUCAAGCUAGCUUCAGGCUCAACUGGACCUGGCUAUCAAACAUCUUCUGGAUUUUGUCUUUUCACCUCUCAGCUCUACUUCUGUUUGUUGACCUUGUUUUCUCUUACUGCCAACAGGCUUUCUCCAUGUAGUAGGUGAAGGAGGAAUGCACAGACACAGAAAAUUCCAGGUUGAUGGCACCCAGCCAAUGAGCCCCAAGGAAAGAACAGAGCUAUACCCAUUUGCACUCCUGUCCUAUUUCCAUGAUAACUCUUUCACUUUAAAUUUAUCUUUUAAGUUUUCUGUCUCCUCCAUCAGACUGUUGAGUUCCUUUGAGAGAGGAAUGGUGUUUAUUCAUUUCUGCAGAACUGGUAACUGAUACAUAACACAUUUUGUACUUGUUUUCUCCCUCUCACUACAUAACAAACUUAGUAACUUAAAACAACACUGAUUUAUCAACUCAGUUUCCAUAGUUCACCUGGAUGCUCAGCUAGGGUCUCAAGCAAGGUGUUAUCCAAGAGCCUGCAUCUCAUCUGGGGCUAGGGGGUCACCUUCCAAUGUUGUGUGGCUGUUGGCAGCAUUCACUUCCUUGGGGUUGUAGGACUGAGGUGUUCUGCUCCCAGGGGCAGCCUGCAUUUCCCUACCACAUGAUCCUCUCCAUAGUGUG
Dama dama (fallow deer) is the source of this 5175-nucleotide messenger RNA. It is a transcript of the gene TMC3, whose product is annotated as transmembrane channel like 3. Lineage: Eukaryota; Metazoa; Chordata; Mammalia; Artiodactyla; Cervidae. Gene Ontology annotation, cellular component: plasma membrane. The record is from RefSeq and is a predicted model, not a curated record. The coding region runs from base 103 to 3369 and encodes 1088 amino acids. Gene Ontology annotation, molecular function: mechanosensitive monoatomic ion channel activity. The transcript has 22 exons.